Molecule: messenger RNA, 1204 nt
Organism: Hordeum vulgare subsp. vulgare (domesticated barley)
Lineage: Eukaryota; Viridiplantae; Streptophyta; Magnoliopsida; Poales; Poaceae
Exons: 1
Coding region: 495-851 (118 amino acids)
Source: RefSeq, a predicted model, not a curated record
UUACUUUAUCUGUAAAGCGGGACGAAAGCCUGUUUCGAACUGAAAGAAGACGGAGACGGAGGCGACACUGGCACGCCAGGACCGACCGACCGACCGACGACCGGACAACCCAAGGCCGUCGUCGUCGUCGCGCCCCAGGUCCUGGUCCUCGGAAAGCAAAGCAACACGGCAGGAUUAUUAGCCGGACACAGCGGCGAGCCGGACUGGAGCGUGCGAUCAACGACCGGAAACGGCCACGGGCACGGCAGCUGGCGAUGGGCUCGGGUAAACUCCGACGUGGAGAGCAGUAAAUAAAUGAAAUCCCACGACGCGUCGUGGAAAAGAAGGAAACGGAGUCGCCAUCACCAGAUAACCCCGCCCGGGCCUCGGCCGCCCACUUCCACCCUUCCCCCGCCCCCGCCCGCGCAGUAUAUUCACUCUCACUCGCGUUCCUCCGCCUCCGAACGCGCGCGCGCCGCAUAGGAGGGGCGGAGCAGAGGAGAGCAGACCACGCAAUGGCGCCGCCGCAGCAGGGGUCGUCGCGUGGCGGCAAGGCCGGCGGCGCCGUCGCGGCCAUGGAGAUGGGCGGGGCGGGAAGAGCAGGGCGGGCGCCGGCGGAGGCGGGGUGCGCGUGGUCGUGGGCGUGCUGCGCCGUGGCGGCCGGCGUGGCGGCGGUGGGCCUCGCGGGGGCCGGCGUGCUGGUGUGGUGGGCGGUGGCGUUCCACCCGGCGCGGGAGCAGCUCUGGAUGGUGCCCGUCGGCCUCGUCCUCCUCGGCACCCCGCUCGUCGCCUGGCUCUCCCUCUUCGCCUCCGGCGCAUGCCGCCGCAUCGGGACCGCCCACCACCACCACCCGCCUCCGGCCGAGCCAUGAGAGACACACGCACGCACGCUCGAACGAUCCCGCCACGGCAGCUCCGCGGGCACGCAUCGAUCAGCGUUUCAUUGGGUCCCGACUCUUGAUGAUCCCGGGUGUAAAUCAAAUAUCCUUUCGGUCGCGCUUGCAGCGGCAGCCAUGGUUUAUGGUUAGCAUAGCUUAUACACUCCUCUGUUGUUGGUGUUUCUUGUCGUUUAAGAUGAUCGGAAUGUAAGCAACAGUUGCCGCUACUGUACUGCAGUGGGAAUCCGAUCUCUCUGCCUCUGCCUUGUAUAUUUGGUUGGUAUGCCCGCAGAUUAGUUGGAUGAGUACAUUUUUUUUGUACUAAAAUAUAUGCGCUUUUACUAUUA